AUGUCAACACCACGGCAGCGCGUGCGGCCGUCCAACUCGCCCAUGCACACGACGGACGCUCACCGCAAAGCUUCUUUCAACGCCUUGACUGGAAACACUCCUCGAUCACCUGCACUCGCAUCAACCAUGGCCGACCAGUCUGUCGCCUUGGGCGACAUGGUCAAUGUACCUGGCGACAUGUAUGGCACUGUCAAGUUUGUCGGGCCCGUCAGGGGCAAGCAGGGCAAAUUCAUUGGUGUUGAACUGGCCAGCGAAUUUGCUGCCAGAGGAAAGAAUGACGGCGAUGUCGAUGGCAUCCGCUACUUCGAUACCGACAUCCCUGGCGCGGGCAUCUUUCUGCCUGUCCACCGCGCAGAGAAGCGUCCCUCGCCCGCACGCUCUCGCCCAGCCUAUCCUGCUACUCCUACCACUCCCUCGCAAUACCGCAUGGAUACCUACACUCCCCCAACGGCCGCUAUGCCCAAGUUCUCUCAGUCUAUGGGCCCUGGUGCCCGACCUCCGAGUCCUCUCUCCAAGCUCAAGUCACGUCGCCCGUCGCUGCCACGCCCCGAAUCGCCCUUCCGCAAACAACCCAAUCUAGUUCCCACCCCAGCCCGCAACUUCUCCAUGAGUCAGAGAUCUGCUGUCCCUCCACGCUUCACCUCGAGUCCUGCACCGCCAUCGUCCACCACUCCUCGUGCUGCCAGUCGUUCUGCCGCUCCUUCGCGACCCUAUUCGCGCACUGGCUCUCGUGUUGGAAAUCGCUCCGAAGCACCGCGCCCAUCAACCAGUUCUGCCGCCUCGAUUGCUAGACGCUCUCCCUCCAGACAGGUCACCGUGGAUCAGGAUGGCGAGAUUCAGAGACUAAUGGCUCAGCUCGAAGAAAAGGACAGACAGUUGCAAGAACAAGCUGGAUCACUCGUGGAGAUGGAGUCUAGUCUGAAGGAGAUUCAAGAGUUGAUACCCGCUGAUGGUAACGACGCCGAAGAUAGUCCUGAUCUGUUUGAACUGCGCCAAGCUGUACACGACAGAGAAGACAAGAUCCAAUCUCUCAUCGACGAGUUUGACGCCCACCGUGCAGAUUUCCGCAGCACGAUAGACACCCUGGAACUUGCAUCAGCCGAAACCGAGCGUGUAUACGAAGCGAAGAUUGCUGAUUUACUGGCCGAAAUACAAGAAUUGCGUGAGCUCGGCCAUAGUCGUGAGGAUGUCGAAAAUGUCGCUCGCCAGCUUAAGGGAUUGGAAGAGCUUGUUGCUGAACUCGAAGAAGGCUUGGAGGACGCCCGUCGUGGAGAAGCAGAAGCUCGUGGUGAGGUCGAGUUUCUGAGAGGCGAAGUUGAAAGAGGACGUAGCGAGUUGCGACGUGAACGAGAGAAGGCCGCCAAAGCACUACAGGGAGCCAAAGAAGCAGAAGGUCAAACUUCCAGAGACAAGGAUGUUGAGUUGAAGGAUGAUGAGAUUAGGGGUCUCAAAGCCAUUAUCCAUUCUCUGAGCUCUGGACCGGAAGCAAGCCCUAUGGCACGACAAAGUUCAACAUCUGGGCGUUUUGCCGACCCAGAGGAGUUGAAAAAGACUCAGGCAACUGUGCAACAGCUUGAACGGGAAAAAUCGGAACUCCAAGGGUUGAUCGAUCGAAAGGCGUUCAGAGAAGAGGAGCUUGAGCGUGCGGUUGAGCAACUAAGACGAGCAGCCGAGCAGGAGAGGAACAGCAUUAUGAACACCGAAGCAGCCGCAGAGGAGAUGCCACGUCAACACCUGUCGAGAUCGCCCGAAGCGACCAGAUCUCCUACGCGUUACAGAUCACCACGAAAGGACGAACAGAAAGCAUGGUGCGAAGAGUGCGAGACACCUGGACACGAUGUUCUGACGUGUCCAAAUGCUCAAGAUACCAAUGGCCAUGAAAAUGGUAAUGGUCAUGAGAGCCAUGCAGGACAUAAUGAGUCCGAAGACGAAUUAUCCGGCCAUAUGCGAAACUUGAACGUCUCUGCACAACGCAACGAUAGGUAUACCGACAAGCUCGAGGCACCUGCCCCGCUUUCACUGAGAAAGACCUUGAGCAACACCAGUAACAAUGGUGCGGAAAAGGGCCGGGAAGUUCAGAAUGCGCCGGCAGCAGAGCCGGACGCUGAUAAAUGGUGCGCACUUUGCGAAAAGGAUGGUCAUCUAGCAUUUGAUUGUCCCGAUGAGCAGUAUUAG
Molecule: messenger RNA, 2175 nt
Organism: Aureobasidium namibiae CBS 147.97
Lineage: Eukaryota; Fungi; Ascomycota; Dothideomycetes; Dothideales; Saccotheciaceae
Exons: 1
Coding region: 1-2175 (724 amino acids)
Biological process (GO): G protein-coupled receptor signaling pathway
Source: RefSeq, a predicted model, not a curated record